Messenger RNA from Elgaria multicarinata webbii, 3684 nucleotides. It is a transcript of the gene ANKRD13A, whose product is annotated as ankyrin repeat domain 13A. The transcript has 15 exons. The coding region runs from base 153 to 1913 and encodes 586 amino acids. Lineage: Eukaryota; Metazoa; Chordata; Lepidosauria; Squamata; Anguidae. Gene Ontology annotation, molecular function: protein binding. Gene Ontology annotation, cellular component: cytoplasm. The record is from RefSeq and is a predicted model, not a curated record.
GGGUCUUGCCAGGCCCUUUCCCACCCCAGAGUGGUUUGAAGGGGGCAUGACCUGCCAGGAGUGGGGGUGGGGGUGGCCUGCCUAGGAAGCCCCUGCCCCACUUUAGGACUGUGCCCCCCUUGCACUAGAGAGAAGGAGGUGGGGGGCACAGAAUGACCUCCUCGGGGGACGCCGACGGCCAGUUCCCUUUGCACAGCUUAGUCUGGAAUAAUGACUUCCAACAGCUGGAAAAAGUGCUGGAGAACAAGCAGGAUGUGGAGCAACGGGACCCCCGCGGGCGGACUUCGUUGCACCUUGCCGUUUCUUUGGGAUACAUUGAGUCUGCCAGGGUCCUCCUGCGGCACAAGGCGGACGUCACGAAAGAGAACGCGCAGGGAUGGACAGUCUUGCACGAGGCUGUCAGCACUGGGGAUCCGGAAAUGGUCCACAUGGUCCUGCAACACCGGGAUUACCAUCAGACGUCCACAACCCUUGGCGGGGUCCCAGAGUUGCUCCAGAAGAUCAAUGAGACUCCCGAUUUCUACGUGGAAAUGAAGUGGGAAUUCACCAGUUGGGUCCCGCUGGUUUCCAGGGUCUGCCCCAGCGACGUCUGCCGCAUCUGGAAGAGCGGGGCGAAGCUCCGGGUCGACAUCACCUUGCUGGGCUUUGAGAACAUGAGCUGGGAGCGAGGGAAGCGCAGCCUGAUCUUCAGGGGGGCAGACACGGGAAACUGGGCUGAGCUGAUCGAGGUGAACCACGACGAACAGGUGGUGGCCACGGAGCGCUUCGAAAUCACCCAACAAAUCCAGCGCCUGACCCUGGACUCCAUGACCCCGAAGACCAAGGAGGUGGAGCGGCGCCUCACCUCCCCCAUCAUCAGCACUUCCCUGGACACGCGGAACAUCGCCUUUGAACGAAAUACGUCCGGCUUCUGGGUCUGGAAGACGGAGAGGAGCGAAGUGGUGAGCGAUUACGAAGCCAAGGUCUACACGGCCAACAACGUGAAUGUGGUGACCAAGAUCAGAACGGAACACUUGACUGAAGAAGAGAAGAGGAGAUACAAAGCUGAGAGGAACCCCUUUGAAUCCUUUUUGGGAACCAUUGAGCACGAGUACGGUGCUCAGCAGGACCUCACUACAGAAUACGCCACGACAAAUAACCCGACUGCCAUCACGCCAGAAGAAUAUUUCAACCCCCAAUUUGACCUGAAAGACAGAGACAUUGGGAGACCCAAAGAAGUGACCAUUCGGACUCAGAAGUUCAAAGCCAACCUGUGGAUGUCCGAAGAGUUCCCCCUCUCCCUCGUGGAACAGGUCACUCCCAUUGUCGACCUGAUGGCCAGGACGAGCGCCCAUUUUGCGCGACUCAAAGACUUCAUCACCUUAGACUUCCCGCCCGGAUUUCCGGUUAAAAUCGAAAUCCCCUUGUUCCACAUCCUGAACGCUCGGAUCACCUUUGGAAACGUGAACAGCUGCAGCACCGUGGAAGAGGCGUCUCCCAAGGCUCCCGAAGGGGCCCAGCAGCCGUCGGCCUCUGCCUUCGUCGUCGACCAGUCCGUCUUCGAGAUCCCCAAAUCCUACCGCGUCCAGGAUGACGGCAGGAACGUGCGGGUGCAAGACGAAGACAACGAGAUCAUGCAGUUCGCCAUUCAGCAGAGCCUGAUGGAGUCCACCCAGAACAGAGAGGCCUUGGGGCCUGACUCGAAUGGAGCCAACUCUUACUCCCAGGACCUCAACCUUCAGUACCAAAGGGCCUUGCAGCAAAGCCUGCUGGAGAACGCCACCCCUCUGCGGGAGUCCUCCAGCUUCGACCGGGACUUGCAGUUGGCCAUGGAGCUCUCGGUCCGUGAGCAGCAGGAGCUGGAGCGGCGGCGGCAGGAAGACGAGGAGGCGGAGCUGCAGCGAGCUCUACAGCGCUCCCUGCUGGAGAAGUAGCUUGGCGGCGGCCCUUCCUCGCCAAAGGCACGGCGGCCGCCGGGCAGCCCCGAGGCCUCCGGGGCUGGCUGGAGCAGGGCUGGCCCGCUAGAACCACCCUCCGGGGCGCCGAGCCGGGGCGACUCCGAGCAUCCACAGAACUCGCCUCGCCUCUCGGAGCGUCGGCUGCCGAGGCCCGUGUCCCUCUCCUGCGCUGCAGGCAUGGGGCUAGGAAGGGACCCUCCACGAACUGCCUUCCCCAAACGCCUUCUCUGAAAGGGGCCGGGGGACUCGUUGCCCUGCGGGGCAGGGCGGUGGCCCGUCGGCGGACUUGAGCCGGGCGGAAAAUCGCCUCCUUACCUACCAAAGAUUCAGGUAGCUCUCCUGAUUCCCAUUUUAAAGCCAGUGAACGACAGCCCUUGCCUGCCGGGGAAUGGGGAGCACUGUCUGUAGAGGGAAACAACACCCCUCCCACCCCCACCCCCAUUUACCUUUCACUUUUUAACCCAAAUCUCCAUCCCAGUUGUUUGCCUCUCUGUAGCGGUUCCAAACCGGUCCCUUCUUACACUCCUACGGGCCAAUUUCCCGACCCUAACUGGUGCUUUGUAAGUGUGUGCGUGUGUGUGUGUGUGUGCGCGCGUAUGCAUGAGGAAAGAAAAUUGAGAAGUUGCUCCAUCCCUGCUGAAUUCCCCACCGAGGAACAGGACGAGGGGACUGUCGUAAGCAGUUUCUGUCAACCCAAAGGGAAAAUCCACGUUGCCUUUAAUACAAUGCAUAUGUAGAGAUAGAUAUUCUCUCUCUCUCUCUCUCUCUCUCUCUCAACAUAGCAUCGUUUGUCUUUCUCAACCGCCAUGGAGACUGGUAUCUUGAAUAGUAUAUGGGAAUCUAUGUUGCCUGCAUUUCUGCGGCCUCUAGGCUUUGCGGCCCUUGUCAGCGCAAGCCACAGGGCAGGGUUGAAAGGUGUGUCAACGCCUCGCCUCCCUUAAGAUCAAUUCGUGAAUGAUUAUCCUCUUUCUCUCCCCCCCCCAGCCCCCGACCAAAAAGAACCAAGUUAUGUUGGGGACAGGGGAGAGGAAAGGAGAGGUUCUUCCCCCCCCCCCCACACACACACACGUCAAAUCAGGAAGUGCCCUGGGGCAGGGGGACGGAGCAAAUGUGGGUUCACACGAGAAUCCUUUUGGACAGCCUUCCCCCAACCUGGUGCCCUCCAGAUGUGUGGGACAGCAACUCCCAGCAUCCCCAGUACUAGGGGCUGUAGUCCAGCUCACCCUGAGGGGCCUAGGUUAGAGGGGGAGGUGUGUGUUCUUCUUCUUCUCCAGAUACGCCUGUGGUUCUUUAAUGUCUUGUCACUCACCCACCGCCGCCUCUGUGCAGCCUUAAAUGUCAGGCCUCAAGCAGGCACUGCCAACGUUAACAGGAGCUCCUCACCGUCUCACUCCUCCGGAGCUGAUGCGCAGCUGACUUUUCGGGCAUUGAUCAGUGGGCUGGUGCAGGACUCACUUUUGCUGACCCUCGCUUCGCAGUCCGCCUCGGCGACGGCCGCCCAGCAAAGCGGAUCAACGUCCCCCCUACCCAACGUUACUUAAGCCCUGGCUCCGAACUUCCCCGCCGCAAGCCUCAGGUGUACUCAGGAGACCUCACCCUGCAGGGACAGGACCCUGUGGUGCUCCCUCGGGGAACGCGUCGUCGUCGUCCGGUUGCACUAACAGCGGGGACUGAACUCUGGAGUGAAAUCUGUAACCCGGGUGGAAACCUGCGGCCGAAAUAAAAGAGUGCCUCCCCGUUUCGAAGA